CUCCGCUUCAUAUCACAAAGACGAUCAAUAUAAAUUAGUAUUUCAUUCAGAGUCAACAAGGUCAUAAUGGUCCCACAAGGUCAUCGUGACCAUGGUCCCUCUCUUCUCCUGCUAUCCCUCUGAUGUUUCUUCUGCCUGACAUAUAGUAGAGGGAACCAUCUCACGUGCUUAUACGUCUUCAUAGUCUAAAAAAAGCUUGUGCCACCGACCGCCACCACUCUGCCAUGGUGUAGGAGGGACGUCAUGGAAAUCCAUGAAUAUAUCCCCAGGACAUACAGAACUCAAUAGGAGAGAAGCAGAGAGGGACACACAUUCAGAGAAGAUGAAAGCAGCACAGAGAGGGAUCGACGACAGGCAGGUACUCUAGAUUAAAAAAACAAAAACAAAUACCAGAAUCAAAAGGUAAGUAAGGACAGUUGUUACACUGUCUUAGUUUAUCUCUAAAUUACCAUUUUUUAUUUCAUUUGAAAACAAUCAAGAGUUCAUCAACCUUUAAAAGUCAUAUAAAGCACUGAGAUAUUGGGAUAUAAGUGAGUUAAAGCAGCCACCUGUGGCAUGUGGCACGUGCGGGACCCCUCUUGUGGUCUUUAUCUGUUGCCAAUGCUUAGUAGCUGACCCCUGCCAGGUGUGUAGUCUUUAGAUAAACCAGGAGAACAUAUAUUGAUUGUGCUUACACCACAUCAAGAGCCAUUCAAGUCACUGGAAGGUGGAACCAUCAGAAUGAGGACAAUACAAGAAGGAGAUGAAAAUGAAGGGAAAGAAGAUGUCAUAGAAAUUGUGAGGAAGGAGAGCUCCAGCCGAAAUAUGAGAGAUUCUGUAGGACACGAGGACUUUGAAGAAUUUGUGUUGAAUUUUGAGGACUAUGAUCUCUGGGAAUCCAUCAAAAACCAUCUUACCAAUCCAGAGGAAGGCAACAGUUGUGUCAGCUCAGAAGAACCACCCGCAUUACGCAGGCACAUCGUGUCUAAGAUCAGGGGGAGCCGAAAAGAAGCCACCACCGUCCCUCCAAACCUGAGCUGGACCAGGAAGCAGCAGGAUCGUGCACCCCAUGAAGUCUUCGUCGAGCUGAACGAGUUGAUCUGUGAAGGUGUGCAAGAGAUGCACUGGAAGGAGACAGCUCGCUGGAUAAAAUUUGAGGAGGAUGUAGAGCGGGACACGUCUCGUUGGGGGAAACCUCACAUCGCAUCACUGUCAUUCCGCAGCCUUCUGGAGCUCCGAAAGACCAUUGCACAUGGAGCUGUCUUACUGGAUUUGGAGCAGACAACUAUGCCAGGAAUUGCUCAAAUGGUGGUGGAGACAAUGGCAAUUUCUGACCAGAUCAGGGCAAUAGAUCGGGCUAAUGUUCUGAGAUCCCUCUUGUUGAAACACAGUCAUCCGAAUGAUGGAAGAGAUGCUCACCACCCUCGUAACAAUUCCACCACCAGCGUUGGGAAUCAUGUCGUUACCAACAGUCCAACAAAAGAGACCAACUCCCACAAUCCACAGGAUCCUGAAAACAAGCAGAAAACCAUAAAUGGUCCAGACGGACAUCGUAUCAAACACUGGAAACUCAUGGAAAAGAUUCCGGAAAAUGCAGAGGCCACGGUUGUUCUCGUGGGUUGUGUGGAAUUCCUGGCCAAUCCAGCGAUGGCCUUUGUCCGCCUGAAUGAGGCUGUCCUGCUAGAAUCAGUCCUAGAGGUUCCGGUUCCUGUCCGUUUUCUCUUUGUAUUGCUAGGACCAAGUCAGUCAAACAUGGAUUACCACGAAAUCGGACGUUCCAUCUCCACACUCAUGUCAGACAAGGUAUUUCACGAAGCCGCUUACACGGCUGCUGAACGGCAAGACCUCCUGAACUCCAUUAACGAGUUUCUCGACAGUAGCAUGGUCCUACCCCCAUGUGAAGUGCAGGGCAAAGAUUUACUGCGUUCCAUUGUCAGCUUCCAGAAGGAUUUAUUGAGAAAGCGGAAGGAGCGUGAGCAACGGCGUUCUGCAAGGGAGAAAGCACCUCCAAAACUGACGGGACACACGGCAGAACCAAGUUUAGAGAAACAAGAUAUCCAAGAUGAUGAUGACGGGGAUAGUGAGUUGGAUCCACUGGAACGCUCUGGGUUUCUUUUUGGCGGUUUGAUUCAUGAUAUCCGACGACGUUACGUUAACUACUGGAGCGACAUUAAGGACGGUCUAAACAGUCAAUGUCUUGCAGCCGCUCUCUUUAUCUACUUUGCUGCCCUCUCCCCUGCCAUCACCUUUGGAGGUCUCUUAGGGGAGAAGACUCAGGGUCUUAUGGGGGUGUCGGAGCUGAUUGUGUGCACCUCGGUGUUGGGUGUCCUCUUUUCACUGCUUGCUGCACAGCCCCUGCUCAUCAUUGGGUUUUCUGGGCCUCUGCUUGUGUUUGAAGAGGCAUUUUUUAAGUUCUGCCAGGUUCAGGAUAUCGAAUAUCUGACUGGCCGCGUGUGGAUCGGAUUCUGGCUGAUCUUGUUUAUUCUGGUGAUGGUGGCGGCUGAGGGUAGCUUCCUUGUUCGUUACAUCUCCCCAUUCACACAGGAAAUCUUUGCCUUCCUCAUCUCUCUCAUCUUCAUCCAUGAGACAUUUUACAAACUCUAUAAGGUAUUCACAGAUCACCCCUUGCUCAGGAUAUAUCCCUCGGGGGGAAGUCGAACUGCUGCUUUGGGACCCAGGAUGCAGCCAAACACAGCUCUGCUCUCUCUCAUCCUCAUGUCUGGAACGUUUCUCAUUGCCUUCUUCCUGCGCAAAUUCAAGAAUAGCCGUUUCCUUGGAGGGAAGGCUCGACGAGUUAUCGGAGAUUUCGGGAUUCCCAUAUCAAUCCUAGUAAUGGUCUUAAUUGAUUACACCAUAACCGACACAUACACACAGAAACUGAACGUGCCGUCAGGUCUCUCUGUGACCUCUCCCAGUAAACGUGGUUGGUUUAUCCACCCCCUGGGGUCCACCCGUCCAUUUCCCCUCUGGAUGAUGUUUGCCUCAGCAAUUCCAGCUCUCCUGGUUUUCAUUCUUAUCUUUAUGGAGACACAGAUCACCACUCUGAUUGUCAGCAGGAAGGAGAGGAGAUUACAGAAGGGAAGUGGCUUCCACUUGGACCUGCUGCUUAUCGGUUCCCUUGGUGGCGUGUGCGCUCUCUUUGGGCUGCCAUGGCUGACAGCGACCACUGUGCGCUCUGUUACCCACAUCAACGCACUGACUCUUAUGAGCAAAACCGCACCUGGAGAGAGGCCGCGGAUUGCAGAGGUCAAAGAGCAGAGAGUAACUGGAGUACUGAUUGCAAUUCUUGUAGGGCUUUCGAUAGUGAUGGAGGAAAUGUUGCGUCAGAUCCCGCUGGCCGUACUCUUUGGGAUAUUUCUCUACAUGGGCGUGACGUCACUGACCGGGAUCCAACUCUUCGAGAGACUUCUCCUCAUUCUCAUGCACCCCAAACAUCAUCCAGAUCACCCCUAUGUGGUCAAAGUGUGCACAUGGAGAAUGCACCUUUUCACCUGUGUGCAGCUCUCCUGCAUUGUGCUUCUCUGGGUAGUGAAAUCCUCUCCAGCAUCGCUAGCCUUCCCCUUCCUCCUCAUCCUGACGGUUCCGCUCAGACGCUUCAUAUUGCCGAGAUUCUUCCAUGAGAGAGAGCUGAAGGCUUUGGAUUCCGAAGAUGUUGAACCAAACUUUGAUGAAGAUGGUCAGGAUGAAUAUAAUGAGUUGCACAUGCCGGUCUGAGGACUGAUAUCUUAAUAUAUUCUACUCUCCGUCUCUCGUUCCAUUUUGUUAUGGAAUUCCAAGUCUGCCCUACACUUUUUCAUGUCUGUUUCUAUCCAGAGGGCCAGAGAUCCUUCAUCCAACAAUCUACUCUUUAACCUACACAUGACUCCUGCUACCUGUUACUCAUGUUGAACCUUUUCUGAUUACAUUCUAACUCAGUCACGGGUGAAAAUUAGACAAAUGGAACAUUAUAGCCAUUAUAACAUGAUGAUCUAAAAGACAAAACUGGUCCAGUGUCACAACCUCCAGAUUUCGUCAUACCAUGCCAAAUAUUACUUUGUUUCCAAGCAAGACCAGCUUGGCCCAGCUCGCAGAUAUGUACUUUAAUUAGAAACUGAUUAAUACACCCAGCUGAAAAGGAUGUGGUGGCAAUCCACCGGCGCACACCUGCCAUUUAAAGGGACUCACAUGUUAAAUCCAACAGGUUUAACGGACUUGAAAGAAUGUUCUUGUAAACAUUGUAAUAAUGAAAAAACCCUUAGCAUAUGUAAUAUGAUAAUGUUUUGUUUAGAGAGGUAGGGAUAGGAGACACUAAGAAUUUAAACCACGGAGAGGUAUCAAUGCAUUUUUUUUAUAUUUAUGUUAUCUUAAUUUGGGCAUCCACUUAGCAUAGUGUGCCCUCUUUUCCUUGGUGGUCCUCUCUUUCGCUAGUUGUAUAUGAUGCUUAUGAUGUAACAGACUUGGCUGUAUGCUGACAGACAUGAGCUGGAUAUUGAGCGCUGUAUCUAUGAAAUGUAAGUGAUGAACACUUCCAAGAUUGUCCCUAAAUGUAAAUCAGAUGGUCAUCAGAAAAGCAUCACCCUCUGAAAAUAAAUCGAUGUCAAGUGAUGACACAGACAGUGUAUGUACCUUCUUAUCACUUUUGUUUUAGAGGAACCCAGUGCUGGAAACAUUUUUAAUAUUAUGCAUAGAACAACAGCACUCUGCAAUUUGCAUUGAGACCUUCAAUACUUGUUUGUUCUGUGCGGAAUGCAAUUAGUUUUUUGACUGUUUCAGCAUUGACCCGUUCACAGUAAUGCACAUUCACACAGCGUGUAGUGGAACGGAGAAACCCUGUUUUGGGAUUUAUUUGCUAAUUUAGCAUGAGCCCCAUCUCAGUGUAAGUUAUCCUGUUAUCCCGCUGUGUUCGCACAAAUAAAUGUGUCUGUUGGAGUGUGAUGCUGUGACUGACUGAAGACUCGGAGCUUCCUAUAUCUGCUCUG
Pelobates fuscus (common spadefoot toad) is the source of this 4937-nucleotide messenger RNA. RefSeq names its product solute carrier family 4 member 3 (gene SLC4A3). Gene Ontology annotation, cellular component: plasma membrane. Bases 721 to 3693 code for a protein of 990 amino acids. The record is from RefSeq and is a predicted model, not a curated record. NCBI's taxonomy places the organism in Eukaryota, Metazoa, Chordata, Amphibia, Anura, Pelobatidae. Gene Ontology annotation, molecular function: monoatomic anion transmembrane transporter activity; solute:inorganic anion antiporter activity. The transcript is spliced from 18 exons. Gene Ontology annotation, biological process: transmembrane transport; bicarbonate transport; monoatomic anion transport.